AUGUCAAACGACCGCUCAACAUCUCCAAUUUCUGUGCCACCCCCUUCAUCACGCCAGCGUCGAGCAUCCCUGGCAUCGGGGCUUUCUUUUACAGAUUAUCUUUCUAGAUCGGGCAGUCAAGGGGCUGCAGCCGGCGCUCCGUCUGGCUCCAUGGCCAAUGCGGCAACCGGUGCUCAGCCCAAUCAUGGACGACGGCUGUCGAUAACUACACUGGGUUUAUCUGGUUCUCCGACCCAAACUUCUCCAUUUGGACCUCGGCACAUUCGACACGGUAGUGUGUCUAGUUCUGUGGGAUCCAAUUCGGCGAACUUAGAGGAAGCCGUCAUGGAAGAUAAUGAGAAUGCCCCUCCAAGCGCUACCCCUAACUCCCCCUUCACGCGGCGCCUCUCCUUUGGGGCACAGGCAUUGCGCGAUGCCCGUGGGGGGAGUAUUGGCAACGGUAGAUACCCCUCUCCUACAUCUUCGGUGGCUGGUGGGCGACGAACUGUAUCGUUGGCUAGCGUACCUCCUGUCUCUAGCCCCCCAAGCUCAAUUGCUGCAAGUACAAACAAAGUCUUUCCCCAGAACGAUAGUUCUAACGCAUCUUGGCGACAAUUAGGCGAAGGCUUUAACUGGUCUGAGGCUCUACGGGCCCGGGCUGAGCGAGCACCGUCCUUAGGCGUUGUUUCGCCUAAUUUAGCCCAAGCCCAAAAUAUGGGCCAGCAAGGUCACCACCAGCGGGCUGCAUCCAUUACCUCAAUGGAGCAGCCGGCUCGGGAAUUACCAAAGCAGCCCAAGCAUAAUAAGCCCGACUUCUUCCAGGAGAAAAUUCUUAGAGGUGACUUCAUGGACUGA
This is a messenger RNA of Aspergillus ibericus CBS 121593, 834 nucleotides long. RefSeq lists its product as uncharacterized. The record is from RefSeq and is a predicted model, not a curated record. The transcript has a single exon. Bases 1 to 834 code for a protein of 277 amino acids. Lineage: Eukaryota; Fungi; Ascomycota; Eurotiomycetes; Eurotiales; Aspergillaceae.